This is a messenger RNA of Lytechinus pictus (painted urchin), 5107 nucleotides long. RefSeq lists its product as uncharacterized. The record is from RefSeq and is a predicted model, not a curated record. NCBI's taxonomy places the organism in Eukaryota, Metazoa, Echinodermata, Echinoidea, Temnopleuroida, Toxopneustidae. Bases 419 to 757 code for a protein of 112 amino acids. The transcript is spliced from 7 exons.
AUGAAGAAAACGUCUGAUGGUUUAUUUUGCUGACAGAGAGACAGAGUCUGACUCCUCUCAUUGCUCUGAAGCUGUAUCACGUACGUGUAGAAGGAACUUCAGCAAAAAGCGAAAUGCAGCCUGUCUGGAAUUAGCGGCAAUACUGAGGAUGAAAUGCUGCAGAAGUUAUUGUCUUCAUAAGAUAUUUGAAGAAUAGAUGCAAGCAAGGCCCGCAGAAGAUUUCAGAACAAUACUCUAGCAGAUCAGAGGCUAUGGAUUUUGCAGUACCUUAUUGAACAUCACAACUUUGUAAACAUGGGUGGAGACUCAUCCUUGGGAUUACUAGGACCCGCUUAUGGAAGAUGGAGUCAGGAUUAGCAGAAGGAUUGGUGACAUCUCGUCCAUCAAAUCACCAUCAUAAAGGACUUUUUUGUCUGUGAUGACGUCAAUGGUGUGGCUUAGUAAAUUUGUCGAUAAGUUUGGAGAGAAACUGCCAACCAACAACAAAAUCCAUCUUCCAUCAUGCCUUACACGUGGAAAUGUGUAUUGGAUUAUGAAGGAGGAAGUAGAAGAGCAAGGAGGUUCUGUUUGUAGUCAGCAAUACUUCUUCCGCAAAUGGAGACAUGAAAUGUCUCAUGUUACCAUUCCAAAGGUGAACCGGUUUUCGAAAUGGGACAUAUGCACCAAACUGAAACCUUGCCUAGAGAAGACAACUGGCAGAGAAGAGAGACAAACUUUACUGCAAGAAAGAGAGUCACACCUUUUCCAGCAAAAGUAAAGGUAGGAUUUUUAAUGAAGGGCCACGCACACGAGGACAUUGACCAGCUAUUCACCCGGGUUUCAACAUGCAUAACAACGGCAAAACAUACCAACACUUUCAUCUCUGCUUCAUCAUAUCCCACUCUCUUAUCGAAAACCAAAUACCACAUCGGAAAGACUCAACGCCGUCAACAAUGUGAGAGACUGGCUCAAACCUUGCCUGAACAAGAUGUCACUGCACAGCUUUCCACAUCAAUUUAGAAUCACAAAACACAAUGGAAAAGCUGUGAACAUUACACACCAAGAAGUGGAGCAACAGCAGUGAAUGGCAGGCUACAACUGGAUGGGAUAACAUCAUCACACAUCACCCUCCAGGCCAACCAUCCAUUGUCCCUAAAGUACAUGAUGCUAUUACACUUACCAACCUCCAACGGGAUAUGCCAAAGUAUGCCCCUACUUUAGUAUUGAAGAAAGACAGGAAUGGGAGAAUCUGCUAGCUAGCAUGGAGGAAGGUGGAAUAGAAGACUCUGGUAAAUGGCCACUGGUGGAUAUAUUGAUGGAUAAAGAGUAUCAGAAUACACCACAAAGACAUCUUGAUCCAACUUCGGAAUUCUCAAAUGAUGUACAGUAACCUAUUCAAGCGGUCCAUCUAGGAACUAAGCAGAAAAGGCCUCAACAGAAGAGUUCAGUAAUGAGUGGCCGCGAGUGAGCAAAGUGUUGGAAAUGACUUGAGACAGUGUGAAGCUGCAUUGGUACUCAGGAUCAGAAACGUCCACGUGGAUAUCACCUACCACAUCAGUUCAAGGACAGGUCAGCUGUACACAGGAGAAGUCUCUCUUCAAGAAGUCAUUUCUUUCCCCUACAGUCUCACUAAAACAAACAAAUUACCAUAGGAUAUCCAGUGUCACUUGAAGGAAAAACGUGAAGAAUACUUUGCAUAUUAGGUCUGUAUGAACAUACACUGUAUUCAUACCAAUUUGGAAUGAGUUUGUUUGUCCAGGAAUCAAAAGCUGUAUGUCUAUAUGGAAGCCACUUGAAUUAUGUAUUUUUGUGAUAUUACAAUGUACCUAUAUGUUUCCACAUUGGAUAUGGUGCCCGGGGGGGCCACUUACAUUGACGAGUGGAUACCAUGCGCGACCAAAAAAUUAUGUAAAAAGGAUGUCUUAUUCAAGAUUGGGCACGUUACGUACGUAACAAGGGUGUCAAAAACACAAAAAUAAUGGAAAAAGGGUAUCUAUUUCGCUAGGAAAGUUACGUGUUUAGGGUCAAAUUUGCGGGAAUGAUGAAACAAAAUUAAAAUGUUUUAUAAAGGAUGUCCUCUUUGCCCCAACACUACGUGUUUAGAGUCCGAUUUGCGCGAGGUGUGGAAGGUGGGGCCGUGCACCAAAUGGUGUGUAAAGGUAAAACCGACGACCGACGGACCCGUGACAUAACAUAUAGCUGUACUUGUUUAGGGGUUCAUUUCAGGGAAUACUUGCCAAGAGUGUUGAUUUGUUACCAAUACUUGUUAAGGGUAGGGUUUCAGACGCCAAUACUUGUUAAGGGGUGCAUUUUCGGAAUAUGGAAAAUACUUGUUUAGGGUGCUUUUCGAGACCCCAUGGUCGCGCAUGGUAUCCACUCGUCAAUGGAAGUGGCCCCCCUGGGAUAUGGUGAUAAUUUCCAGGGUUUAUCUUCACAUAAUUUUGAUCACCUACAUGUAUCUACAUUUAGAAGAGAUAAAUGCACAAUGAUUGAUAGAGAGUUGGUACCUGAAGUAGGUAAUGAAUUGAGUUCCACUGCCAAUGGAAAGUUUACCCUCUCAGUGCUCAAGAGGUAAGCUCCUUACCAUGGAACUCAUUAUGCAACAUUUGCGUAUACUGAACAGGCACAAAUAACGAUUUUCUGUAAUGGCACAUGUCAGUUGUCUCUCAAACAACAAUUUUAAGUCAGACUAUGUGAGAAAGAAAUUAUACAUCAACUGGAACCAUCUGAAGACCUUUCAUUGAUUGCAUAGUGCAAUAUAGUUGAAUGAGUUUUAUUGUCUUGCCUGCCUAGCUGAGUGAGACAAUAGGGGUCACUUUUCCGACAGCGGCAGUGUCGUCAACAUUGAAAUCUUAACCAAGUGGUAAUUCCAUAAAAUAUGUAGUCCGAUGUGGGACUUUCAUGAAAUUUUCUGUCUCUGAUUUCUGGUUCUCUUGACAGUCUGUAAUGUUCUAUAACGUCCAUGAUUCGGUCAGUUUAUGAAGUUGAAGUAAGAAUUUAGAAAAAUGGGGGUCGGAUGUACAAAAAGGCUUAUCAUUUUAUGGAAUUUCCCCAAGGUUAAGUUUUUGUCUCGCCUGCAUAGCAGAGUGAGACUAUAGGCGCCGCUUUUUCGACGGUGGGCGUCGUCAACAUUGAAAUCUUAACCAAGGUUAAGUUUUUCAAAUGUCAUCAUAACUUAGAAAGUAUAUGGGCCUAGUUCAUGAAACUUGAACAAGGGUAAUCAAGUAUGACUAAACAUCCUGCUUGAGUUUCAGGUCACAUGACCAAGGUCAAAGGUCAUUUAGGGUCAAUGAACUUAUACCAUGUUGGGGGAAUCAAUAUCGAAAUUUUAACCAAGGUCCAGUUUUUGUCUCACCUGCAUAGCAGAGUGAGACUAUAGGCGCCGCUUUUCCGACGGCGACGGCGGCGGCGUCAACACCAAAUCUUAACCUGAGGUUAAGUUUUUGAAAUGACAGCAUAACUUAGAAAGUAUAUGGACCUAGUUCAUGAAACUUGGCCAUAAGGUUAAUCAAGUAUUACUGAACAUCCUGCCUGAGUUUCAUGUCACAUGACCAAGGUCAAAGGUCAUUUAGGGUCAAUGAACUUAGACCAUGUUGGGGGAAUCAACAUCAAAAUCUUAACCUAAGGUUAAGUUUUUGAAAUGUCAUCAUAACUUAGAAAAUAUAUGGACCUAGUUCAUGAAACUUAUACAUAAGGUUAAUCAAGUAUCACUGAACAUCCUGCAUGAGUUUCACAUCACAUGACCAAGGUCAAAGGUCAUUUAGGGUCAAUGAACUUUGGCCGAAUUGGGAGUAUCUGUUGAAUUACCAUCAUAACUUUGAAAGUUAAUGGAUCUGAUUCAUGAAACUUGGACAUAAUAGUAAUCAAGUAUUACUGAACAUCCUGUGCAAGUUUCAGGUCACAUGAUCAAGGUCAAAGGUCAUUUAGGGUCAAUGAACUUUGGCCAAAUUGGGGUAUUUGUUGAAUUACAGCCAUAAAUUUGAAAGUGUGUUGGUCUAGUUCAUAAAACUUGGACAUAAUAGUAAUCAAGUAUCACUGAACAUCCUGUGCGAGUUUCAGGUCACAUGAUCAAGGUCAAAGGUCAUGUAAGGUCAAAGAACUUUGGCCACGUUGGGGGUAUUUGUUGAAUUGCCAUCAUAUCUCUAUAAGUGUAUUGGUCUAGUUCAUAAAACGUGGAAAUAAGAGUAACCAAGUAUCACUGAACAUCUUGUGCGAGUUAUAGUAGUUUUCAAAAUAAGCACUGCUGCUAUAUUGAAUCGCGUGAUGCAGGUGAGACGGCCAGAGGCAUUCCACUUGUUUGAAAUGUUGUCAUAACUUUGAAAGUAUAUGGACCUAGUUCAUAAAACUUAGACAUAAGGGUAAUAGUGUAUCACUAAAGAUCCUGCUUGAGUUUCAGGUCACAUGAUUAAGGUCAAAGGUCACUUAGGGUCAAACUAUGGCCAUGUUGGGGUUAUUUGAGGAAUUAUCAUCAUAACUUUAAAACUUUAUGGAUCUAGUUCAUGAAACUUGGACAUAAGAGCAACCAUGUGUCCCUGAAUAUCAUGUGUGAGUUUAGGUCACAUGACUAAUGUCAAAGGUCACUUAGGGUCAACGAACUUUGGCCAUAUUGGGGGUAUAGGAGGAAUUGUCAACAUCCUAAGAAUACUGGGGGGGGGCUGAAUCAAUUCAGCCCCCCCCCAGUAUUCUUAGGAUGAUGACAAUUCCUCCUAUACCUCGACAUUUUUCACGAUAAAUCCGCCGCUCGAAAUUUUUUGACCACGUCGUUCACUGACUUUUUACUUUCAAGUCUCGCGCAAUUUUUGAGACCAAAAUUGUGACCCCCGGGUACGCGGUUCGGAAAUUACGCAACAUUUCAUAAGUGCAUGCAGACCCAAAAUUACUCAAAAACGUGAAUUUGUGUGCAAAUCCAAUGCAAAUAAUGUUUUUAGCCAAAAUUCAUAAAAUGUAUCAUUAUUUUGCCUUUUACUGCUUAAAAUCAAUUAAUUUUAUCUUGCUUAUGGUCAAAAUAAAGUCCUCGACAAUUUCCAUUGAAAAAACAAUAGAAAACAAAAAGUCAAAAAACAAGGAAAUACAUAAGAAAUUUAGAAAACAAUAGAAUACAUAAGAAAAUAAAUGUGAUGUUGAAAUU